Phycodurus eques (leafy seadragon) is the source of this 3610-nucleotide messenger RNA. It is a transcript of the gene ltb4r2b, whose product is annotated as leukotriene B4 receptor 2b. Gene Ontology annotation, molecular function: G protein-coupled receptor activity. The coding region runs from base 292 to 1344 and encodes 350 amino acids. Gene Ontology annotation, biological process: immune response; G protein-coupled receptor signaling pathway. The transcript has 5 exons. Gene Ontology annotation, cellular component: membrane. NCBI's taxonomy places the organism in Eukaryota, Metazoa, Chordata, Actinopteri, Syngnathiformes, Syngnathidae. The record is from RefSeq and is a predicted model, not a curated record.
UAUAGUCGAAGUAAGAUGGGCAGGAAGCACACUAUGAGUGGAAAGUAAAAACUUUUUGCGGGAAGAGGGGAGUGGACACGUCAGUGUGCAUGUCCUAGCAAGUGUAUGAGUGUGUGUGUGUGUGUGUGUGUGUGUGUGUGUGUGUGUGUGGGUGAGUGUGUGUGUUUCGGAUACGAUUCAGACUACGAUGGAGCGCCCUGACAUGAUAAGUCCCACAAGGGAAUGGAGGGAGCACGGAGAAGGACAAGUGGAAUAUUUUCAAUUUGACAAACAAAUCACAUCCUGGGAAGCAUGAACAACCUGAGCGAGGCCUUCAGUCGCUCCACGGCCGAAGACGAUAACCCCGAGGACGGCAGCGUGGUGAGCAAUGACUUUUCCACAACGGUGGGCGCCCUCAUCCUGGGACUGGUCUUCCUGCUCGGUGUGCCCGGAAACCUCUUCAUCGUGUGGAGUAUCCUGGCUCGCGCCCGCCGCCGCUCCGUCACCACGCUGCUCAUCCUCAACUUGGCAUGCGCCGACGGCUUCCUCAUGGCGCUCACCAUCUUCUUCGUCGUCUACCUGGCCAAGCAGACGUGGGUGUUCGGGACGGCCAUGUGCAAGGGCCUCUUCUACCUUUGCAACGUUAACAUGUACGCCUCCAUCUUCCUCAUCACGCUGAUGAGCGUGCACCGGCUGGUGGUGGUGGUGCUGCCCCGCAGGACUUCGGCCAGGAUCAGCAGAAAGGUGGUGCGUCGUGUCAUCCUGGGCAUGUGGCUGCUGGUGGCCGUCAGCGCGUUGCCCUCACUGGUGUUCCGUGACGUGCGGGAGGAUAAAGACGAGCGGAACAAGACGCGACACGUGUGCGCGCCCAACCACACGCUGCCUCGAUACGUGAGGUUUCAGUACUCCUUUGAGACGGUGGUUGGCUUCAUCCUGCCUUACGCCGUCAUCAUCACUAGCUACGUGCUCAUCCUGAGACGCUUGCGACAGACCAAGUUCCGCCGGAAGGUCCGCAGCGAGAAGCUCAUCCUGGCCAUCGUGGUGAUGUUCUGCCUCUUCUGGCUGCCGUACCACGUCAUCAACAUGAUACAGGUGGCAGCUGAAUGGUACUCGGAGAGAUCACCCACACGAGAAGCACUGGAGUACAUCUACCAGUCUAGUCGAGCCGUCACUUCGGCCCUGGCGUUCAUCAGUAGCUGCGCCAACCCCGUCCUGUACACUUUCGCCGGCAAGUCCUAUAUCAAGAAGAACGGCUUGGGCUUCAUGGCGCGCCUCUUCGAGGGGACGUCGCUGGACCAGACGGCCACGAAGCGGUGCAAGGACGUGAACCUCAGCAACGUGGAUUCCGGCACAGCCUCGUCAUGACACACGAUGGACGAUGGCGAGCCCUGGAAGAACUGACGUGCUUGAAUUGAGAGCACUGACUGUAAAUGAAAAUGCAGACUUUGGUUACGGAACGAUAACCGAUUAAAACUGACUUAUUUUGUAUAGAGUGAACUUCUGUGAUUUCCAACAGUGUGCUGUGGGAAAUUACCCAAUUUCACUUACUUGGUUCAAAUAGGGCGGCGCGGUGAGCGACUGGUUAGCGCGUCUGCCUCACAGUUCUGACGACCGGGGUUCAAAUCCCGGCCUGGCCUGUGUGGAGUUUGCAUGUUCUCCCCGUGCCUGCGUGGGUUUCCUCCCACAUCCCCAAAACAUGCAUCGUCGAUUGAUUGAAAACUCUAAAUUGCCCGUAGGUGUAAAUGGUUGUUUCCAUGUGCCCUGCGAUUGGCUGGCAACCAGUUCAGGGUGUACCCCGCCUCUCGCCCAGAGUCCGCUGGAAUUGGCUCCAGCAACCCCCCCGCGAGGGUAUGCGGUACGGAGGAUGAAUGAAUGAAUGGUUGAAAUAUUUACUGCACGUAAUGCAUUUUUGCUCAUCCAGCAACAGUUUGUGAAAAGCAGAACAAUUAGAUGCGCUUCCACUAGAUGGCAGAAGUUAAAAAAGUAAUCCGUGUCUCCACCUGCAGCCCUUCAGACAACAGAACAGCAGCAGCUUUGUGUUCAUCUGAACAGGUCCACAUUCGACGUAAAAAAAAAAAAAAUGUAGUAUAAAGAAUAGUACUUUCUGUUUAUAUUGAUGUGCUGUGAGAUUUUUCUAAUGUGCCUUGGCUCAAUAAGGUUUGGGGAACACUGACUCGACACAGCAGCUACACUAAUCAGAGCCAAUAAUAAAAAAUAAAACAAAACAGACUAUUUGCAAGUGUAACGGUCAGAUGACCGUUCCAGUCUGUUACAAGCUAAUGGGAAGCCAUCUGACUGGAAAAAUAAUAUAUUCCAUGUGUGAUAAACCUGGGGCCGUGUAAUAUGUUCAAUAGCUCAGUGCUAAUACCGUCAAAAUGGCAUCAAAUAUUCAAACACGAGGAGAUAGCCUCAAGUCAACACAGCGGUGGGCCACAAGGUUCCUUGUCAGCCCAGUUCUGAUUUGAUCUCAUCUCCCAUGUUGGCAGUGUGUUAACAUCCUGACUGGAAGCUUGCACACCAUUUUACCAAGCCGUGUAGAGUGCAUUGUGCAGUUUCAAAGAUUCUUGUCAUGCAGUACCAAUUUUAAAUAUUGUCAUUUAUCUGAAAUUUUACAGUAAAACUUCAAUGACAAGAAAUGCAUAAAUGUUCCAGCAAGUAUAAAUUUUAAGCGCAUUACUCAGUUGACUUGAAAUUUAAUGCCUCACAGCAAGGCAAAUUUGUAUUACCUUUGUAAAAGCAGUUUUAGAUUUAGCUGGGCAUGUUCAUUGGUUCUCAGACUGUACCAAAUGACAACUUUUUUUCUUUUGAAAAACUACCCAAACCCUGCGAUUGGCUGGUGACCAGUUCAGGGUGUACCCCACCUUUCGCCCAAAGUUAGCUGGGAUGGGCUCCAGCACACCCGUGACCCUAGUGAGGAUAAGCGGUAAAGAAAACUACACAAACCUUAAAUUCACUUUGCAUUAAACAAUACUGCUCCGGGAAAAGUCAGGCACAAGCUUAAACAAACUCAAAUUUUAUUUGACACAUUUCACUGAGGCACACGCACAAAACUCAAGUCAGAUUGCAUUAAAAGACUACACACGGUACACAAUUUCAGUAUUAGAGGAAACUGUAGACAAUCAAGUUAUUUCAUCAUAGCGCUUACAUACAAAAUCCUUAAGGGAAUCAAGUCUUAGUUAAUUUAAAAUCUACAUAUGUAUCAGCAGCAGGAUACAUCUCAGGAAAAUCACCUAAAAAAAAAAAAAAAAAAAGGAAACAGAACCAAGCAUAAUGAAAUGAUUUUGAAACAUCUAAAAAUAAAUCAUUUUCAUGUAAUUGCGGUUGGGUACUCCUAGAAGUGUAUAAUUCGGUGCAAAGAGCAGUAGGGGACUCACACCUCACUAACAAAGUCAACGUGGAGAACCUAAAAAUGGAGAGAAAAGACACAUUGCGCAUUAGAAAAAGGUCACAAAAAUAAAAACACCGCAACGCUGUGUUGGGUCAAACUCGUCAGUGCAGUGAGGAAUAAUCAUCAGACUCAGCUGAAACACGGACUCACAUGCAACUCAUCAUUGAAGGUUUGACCAUUCAAAAAAAAAAAAAAAAAAAAAAUAAAAAAAGUUUUCUAUUCAAAGACGACAUUUUGUUUGGC